AUGGUUUAUGGACGGAGCAUAGCAGCUGGCAUUUGCUUCAUGACAAUUGUUUUGCUUCUAUCAGGUCUGGUCUUCUAUCUCAGCUUGGGACCCUGCCCCACGGGCAGCUUUGCGUGCAACAAUGGCAUACAGUGCGUGCCGCAGCGCCAAAUGUGCGACAAGCAUCUCGACUGUGCGGAUGGCAGCGAUGAGAAUCCGGUCGAGUGUGGCAAUCUUUACGGCAGCAAGGAGCUGGCCGAUAAAAUCGUGCGUAAUGCUAUUGAAAAGAAGAAGCAGCAGCAGCUACAGCAACAACAGCGUCUGGCUAUAGUUAGUUCAAACUCCAGCGCCUGGGAUUUGUCGUCGCUGGCGAACAGCAGAAAUCAAAGCCUGCUCAUGCCCUGCGCUAUAACAACAUAUCCACGUGUGUGCCGAUGCGGCGGUGGCACGAUGCUUUACUGUGGCAAAUUCGCCAAGCUGCGACGCUGGCCGCGCAUCAGCGAUGAGGUGACAAAUCUGUUCAUCAUACGCAACAAUCUGACACUGAGAGAGAAUUUGUUUGCCAACUUAACGCGUCUACAGAAACUUACACUCAAGUAUAACAACAUAUCACGCCUGCCAGUGGGCAGCUUCAGCGGUCUGCCACAUCUGGAACGACUCGAGGUGGGCCACAACAAUUUUAGCCAAUUGCCACAUGGCAUAUUCAGGGAUUUGCCGGCGCUGCAGUGGCUCUUUCUGGUGAACAAUCAGUUGCGCCACUUUCCCAUGGACCAGCUGGCUGAAAUGCACAAGCUGGAGUGGCUCGUCUUGAGUCACAAUCGUCUGACUCUGCGGAACGAGCAGCUGGCCAAAAGUCCCAAACUCGUCGAAAUCUUCUUGGAUAACAAUCGCAUCGAAUACAUUGGCGCGAAAACGUUUGCGCAAUUGGAUAAUUUGGAGCUGCUAGAUCUGCAGUAUAAUCUUAUCACACACAUACACUUGGAAGCCUUUGCGAAGCUGAAAGCAAUUCUGGAUAUCCGCCUCAUUGGCAAUCCCAUUAAGGAAUUAUCUGGCGAAACAUUUAUGUACAAUACCCACCUGGAGGCACUCUCCCUGGCUUACAUGCCGCUGCACAUCGAUCGCAAUUUGAUGGAUUCGCUGAAUGUUUCCUUCUUGAAUCUGACGGGCAUCGAGUUUGAGCGCAUUGACUUUGAUGCACUCAACAGGAUGACCAAUCUGAAGUACAUAGUGUUUGAUCGCUUCUACUUCUGCUCCAUGACGCCGCAUGUGCUGAUGUGUAAGCCCAAGACGGAUGGCGUUAGCUCGUUUAAGGAUCUGCUGAGCAAGCCCUUGUUGCGUCACUCCACCUGGUUCAUGGCAACGCUCUCCAUAGUGGGCAAUCUGAUGGUACUUUGGGGUCGCUUCAUCUAUCGCGAUGAGAACGUGGCGGUGACCAUGGUCAUCAGGAAUCUAGCGCUAGCCGAUAUGCUAAUGGGUUUCUAUCUGCUCAUGCUAGGCGUUCAGGACUAUCGCUACAGGGAUGAAUAUCAUAUGGUGGCUCGCGAUUGGCUGAAGUCGUGGCAAUGCAAGGCAAUUGGUACGCUGGCUGUAAGCUCCUCGGAGGUAUCCAUGCUGAUAUUGGCAUUCAUGUCGUUGGAACGCUUCCUGCUCAUAGCGGAUCCUUUUCGUGGGCAUCGCGCGAUCAGUGUGCGCAUCAUUUACUUUUCGCUGCUGUGCAUUUGGGUAACUGGUGUGGGUCUGGCUGUGACGCCCCUAGUCAUCUGGUACUCCAGCAGUCAGUUCUACGGCACUCACUCUGGCACCUGCUUUCCAUUGUUCAUACACGAGGCAUAUCCACUGGGCUGGCAGUACUCGGCAUUUGUCUUUCUCGGUGUUAAUUUGCUGCUGCUGCUGAUGAUAGCUUUACUGUAUACGGCCCUGUUGAUCUCUAUUUGGCGUACGCGCAGUGCCACGCCCCUUUCGCUGCUGGACUGUGAAUUCGCGGUGCGUUUCUUUUUCAUUGUGCUAACCGAUGUUCUGUGCUGGGCGCCGAUAAUAGCGAUGAAGAUCUGGGUGUUCUUCAAGUACAACAUUUCCGAUGAUAUCUAUGCUUGGCUGGUCGUCUUCAUAUUGCCCCUUAAUUCGGCUGUCAAUCCGUUGCUCUAUACCUUCACUACGCCCAAGUAUCGUAAUCAAAUCCUACUGCGCGGCUGGAAGAAGAUAACGUCACGUAAGCGAGCGGAGACGGGACAUGGUAAUGUGGCCAAUACCACAACGGGCACUGCGACGGGCUCCUCACAGAAUCCAGAAGAAUAUACAACCACCACAGGCACAAAGGCUAUGCCGCUUGCUUUGACGCUGAGCCACUGAGCCUAUACUUUGAUAGCUCCAUAU
Drosophila hydei is the source of this 2352-nucleotide messenger RNA. RefSeq names its product relaxin receptor 2 (gene Lgr3). Lineage: Eukaryota; Metazoa; Arthropoda; Insecta; Diptera; Drosophilidae. The coding region runs from base 1 to 2328 and encodes 775 amino acids. The transcript has 9 exons. Gene Ontology annotation, biological process: G protein-coupled receptor signaling pathway. Gene Ontology annotation, molecular function: G protein-coupled receptor activity; protein binding. The record is from RefSeq and is a predicted model, not a curated record. Gene Ontology annotation, cellular component: membrane.